AUGCCUAAGUUGUGUGAAAAAAUUAAUCAAUUCUUAAGAUAACAUGUUGUGGAGAAAUAUCUCCUUUUAACAUCUCUUAUUUGGAAUACUAAAAUCACUCCUAUGUAAAAUUAGAGCCAUAUUAUAGAAAAUUCAACAAUUUAUGUUAAGGCUCACUAGUAUUCAAUUUUAUUAUGUUAGACAUUAUUUAAGGGAAAUGACCAGAUAAUAAAUAAUUAAUAGAUAAAAUCAAUUAAUUAUAUAAGCCCAUUAAGGAGGACUCAAAGAUUUUAGUAAAUUUUAUAAUAAUUAUUUUAGUAUAAAACAAAAAUUAAUAACAGUUUUCAGUUAUCCAAACAUUUUAAAGAAAAAUAAGUGAAUUAAAUAGUACUGCUUAAAUACAUACAUUGUAACUGAUAAAUCAAAAAGAAUUAGAAACGACUUACUUCAGCUUAGAAGACAUUGAAACAACAUACAGUUCCUACCCAGAAGAAUAGAAUUACAGUUUCAUAGAUGAGAGUCUAAUCUAAACAUAGUGA
Messenger RNA from Paramecium pentaurelia, 518 nucleotides. Lineage: Eukaryota; Ciliophora; Oligohymenophorea; Peniculida; Parameciidae. The record is from the annotation of a GenBank genome assembly.